Messenger RNA from Osmia lignaria (orchard mason bee), 1215 nucleotides. Its product is annotated as transmembrane protein 179. Lineage: Eukaryota; Metazoa; Arthropoda; Insecta; Hymenoptera; Megachilidae. The record is from RefSeq and is a predicted model, not a curated record.
CAACGAUCGCGCACUUGGCUCUUUUGUGCAAUUGUAGUUAUUAGAUUUGUUCUGGUAUUUCUUUAUCAAUAUCACGCUUCAAACAAAAUUUUUCUUUAUUGAAAAAAGCUUGUUUGAAUAAGAUAUUUCAAAAAUUGAUCGAACCGAGGAAGAAUGUAAUUUGAAAGGUUUACCACCCUGGAUGUAUCUAUAUUCAUUUUUUGCGUAUAGUUUACUGAUGAGUUCAGAUAUGUGGUGAUUGGGCGAUCUGUCAGAAAGAUUAUUUAACAGUUCGCUAUAAAUUGGUUCAGAAUUGAAUUUUUUAAUUCUGCAAUCGUAUUGUGGAUUAUAAAUUUCCUUCUGUCACUUGUAAGAUGGCCUUAACAAAUAUCUUACUUCUCAGUCAAAUAUCUGGAUAUGUAGUUGCUCUUAUUUUGUCACUUUGUAUUAUUAUACCUAUGAGUUUACAUCAGGAUGAAUUUAGAGGACAUUGUCUGUUAUUCUCGACAGGAACUUGGCAAGAGACAGAUGGUCAGUUUGUAGUAAACUGGGCUCGACAAGCUUAUUGUAACUAUACAAUAUUUGUUGGUUUGGUGUUGCUAAUAACAUCCGCGAUACAAAUCUAUCGACUUUCUAUAUUUAUGUACCGUGGAGAGGAUAGUUCCUUUCUGUCUGCAUUCAUAGAUGUUGUCAGUUCAAUAAUUCUUACAAUAAUCACAUUGGUUGCUGCAAUCAUUAUUACGCUUGGGUUUAUGACCUGGUGCCAAUGUAUGACAAAAAGAUUUCCAUCGUGUGAAUUAGCAGCUGGAAAUGAUAUUGAUAAAGCUGAUGGAAUAGAUACAUCUGGUUUUCACAUUGAAUUAGGAGCAGCCCAAUUUGGAACUUGGACUAGUUUAUCAAUUUGGGUUGGUUUAUCAGUAUUUGCAGUAUUAAAAUUAUUGAGAUAUCAUCAAUUAGAAAAUAUGAAAGUUUCAAUGUAUAGAGAAAGACAAAGAUUAAUAGAAGCUGCCAGAAGCAAUGAAAUUCAAGAAUCAACAUAGAAAUGCGAAUGAAAAUGUAAAAUUUAAUGUUAAGAUAGUAGUAUUUUUUUAUCUAACUAACUCUUCUGAAGAAAUAUUUAUAUCUUAUGAAAUCAGUUUUCCAAACGCACACUUUAUAAUGGAUAUAAUUAAAGUAACAUAUCUUGACCUAAAAUAACUUUGCUAUUUAUUAAAUACUCUAAUGACUAUAAUCAUU